UCGAUGAGCAACGACAACACGCGACGUCGGCGAAAUCAACAUCAGCAAACAACGGCCGACCGCUCCGCUCCGCCUGCUGAGCGAGUCACAAGCUGCGCUGCUGCGGAGGAACGAAGAAGACUGGAGCCCCGCGGAAGAAUGAUGAAAACACUGCUUCAUAACGAUCAAACUGCAGUCGGCAUGGCGGACCGCACCAGGUCCAACAGCACCGUGGCGACAGCAGCAACGACAACCACCGUAGCUUACCAAAGGAGCACCUCUUCCUCCAUGUCUCCCCAGACGUCUUUUGGAGUGGUCCAGACAGAUCCGACUACCUCCUCCACGGGAGCAGGAACAGGUAAGACGUCUAGUGGCUACGCAUCCUCCUGUCCAGACCUUCUGUUUGUCAAGACCGAGCCUUGCGCUGCUGGAGAGAUCCACCGUAAGCUCCACCUCACGGCGUCCCUGAGCGAAGGCCGGCGAAGCCCUCGAGCGGACGGCUACUCGCGGUACCAGCAUUCACACUCAACUAAGACAUCCCCGUGCCAGGGGAGGGAAGUGCUAUCCCGCAAGACAUCCUCUAUUUCCUCCUGCCGCUCCUCCUCCGAGAUGUCUUGCGACGAGGAGCUGGACAUCUCCAAGGUGAUACCUGAAAUCAAAAUUGAUGAGCUGCCGCAGAGCUCCACGCCGUUCCGAGACAAGAACAUCUCAGAGAUUCUCAGCUUCCUUUUCGUCGGUGACGCCGAGGCAGCCUUCCGAGAACCCCUCCUGUGCCGACUCAACAUCGAGUGUGUGGUGGAUCUCAGCAACCUUUCCCCUGAUGAGAUCUCCAAGUCCAUCCGUCUCAAGGACUGCCCUUGCGUCUGCCCUUCUCAGAUGAAGCACACUCGCAUCCGACUCAACCUCCUGGUGGACGACACAGUCAACGAGGAUAUCAUCCAUUACUUCGACGAGAUCAAUGCCUUCAUAGAAGGCGCUCGGAAAAUGGACCGUAAAUGCCUGGUCUACUGUUUCGGCGGGCGAUCUCUCUCGCCCACCAUCGUGACCCAGUAUCUCAUGCAGCACAACGGGAUGACCCUCAAACAGGCCUACAGUCUGGUCAAGAAGAGACGGCCAGAGACCACUAUAUCGGCCGGCUUCCGGAGCGCCCUCGUGCGACUAGAGAGGCAGCUGCAUCCUAACACCAACCCGGCCAUCAUGUUCGAGAGCGAGUUUCAGACAGAAGCCGUUGGACCCUCGUGUACCCAACAGGCAUGGACCUAAUCGUAGAUUGUCUGGUCCAGCAUAUUUCUGCUACUCCAUUCGAGAAAUGGCUCUUUGGUCUCUCACAUACGACCAAUUAAAGAUCAAACGCUCUAUCAAAAUACUCCAGAUACUACUCUGUUUGAUUGUAACCCAUCUGUGAAGGUAGAGACCAUAUUGUUCGGAUCUCGAGCUGCUGCAGGGUCUCAUUCCUGACGAACAGGGAUAAUAAUUGAGAUGCGCAUUUGAUCAUAAUUAUGCUUAUGGAAUUUGCGUAAUAUAUAUGUAUAAAUUAUUAAUUUUAUUGUUCGAUCUUCCCUUGAUCCUCGUUUAACUGAACAAUUUCAGCAAUUUUCGACUUCCAGAUGACCGCCGCUCUACCAACUGAGCCAUCCACCCUGUGUGUUAUACAAAGCAACGGAAUAUAGGCUUACCUACAAUGACAGGUGUAGCCAAUCUAGAAUAAUGUUCUUAUUCGUCAGCGUCUUGUGAUACCUGAGGUUCUGCCAGUAUAUAAAAGCGUAUUUCUUCUGAAGUUUUAGAAUAACGUAAAAUGCGAAAACUUUCCAGGCAUGCUUUUGCGGAUUGUUGGUGACUCGCAAAACGAGUCUUUGAAAUCUAUGUCUGGAAAAAGGUGAACUGAAAUUGGCCGUUUGUAAUUUUUGUCUCUGCUCCUUAACAAAAUUUAUCUUAUCCAACAUAGCGCACUUGUAUAUGUAACGUGUGCAUAAGUGUAUGUCCAUUUUUGAAAAUGGGUGUGUGAAAUUAGGGAAUAAACUAGGCGCCUUCUUGUUACUCACUCGUCAUAUUUUCUGGAGCAUUCUGCUAAGAUAAUUUUUCUCAGCCAUGGUGGCCUUUGCUUUCCAUAAAUCCAUUUUUCGAUGUCGGUACUGGGAAUUUAAAGUAAGGUCUUAUUUUUGGGGGUUUCCAAAUUAAAGGUCAUUAACGUCUAAACACUACAUUAGGAAACUCGACUCACUUGUUGCGAAGUUUAAUUAUUUAGCAUGAAUCACACACAAUACAAAUACCAGUGAGGGCAACAAUGUGACCGGCUAGACUGUAAAUCACGAUACAACAAAUUGUCUAGGGUUCAUUUUGACCGAUAGUGAGUUGGAGACGUGUGCAUUGAUAUGGAAUGGCUGUGGAUCACCGCGUGUGGGACGUGUCGACAUUUUGUGUCCAUCUGUACACAUUUCUUUUUUCCACGUCGCAUUUGGUGUAUUUACCAAGAGGUGGUUGGUUGGUAGGCCCUAAACUAUGGGCGCCCACCAUUGGAAAAAUAAUAGGCCUACACAAAGAAUUCACAAAUUAGUGUUUGUAAAGUUUGUAAACCAAUCAAUGUUUGUAAAAAAAACCUCUCAAUUAUAAAAAAAACACUACCAAAAAAAAAGUAUGAUGAAAAUACUCCCGUAUGAAUGAAUGUCCUAUAUUUUGAGCAAAAAGAUAUUGCCAACGACGGAUGAAAUUUAUGCCAAAAAAAAAAGAAAAAAAAAUGGCGGCCGCCCAUACACAAUGUUAGUGAGCAAAAGAAAGGUGUAUAGGUUACAGGAAGUUUAUGUGAUAACUGCUUUGGGUCAUUUGAAUAAAUGAUACAUUUCCCAGUCCGUUAUUUGUAUAAGGGGUAAUUUUCUAUUAAU
Messenger RNA from Patiria miniata (bat star), 2858 nucleotides. RefSeq names its product dual specificity protein phosphatase 10-like. Gene Ontology annotation, cellular component: cytoplasm. The transcript has 2 exons. Gene Ontology annotation, molecular function: MAP kinase tyrosine/serine/threonine phosphatase activity; protein tyrosine/threonine phosphatase activity. Gene Ontology annotation, biological process: negative regulation of MAPK cascade; protein dephosphorylation. Lineage: Eukaryota; Metazoa; Echinodermata; Asteroidea; Valvatida; Asterinidae. The coding region runs from base 4 to 1242 and encodes 412 amino acids. The record is from RefSeq and is a predicted model, not a curated record.